UUAAUUAAAAAAAAAAAAAAAAAAGAAUAUGCAGCAGGAGAAGACAAACCAGAAGCAGCACAAAGUAUAACUGAAUUAAAUAAAUGGUUUCAUGAUUCUCACGUCUUCUGCUCUUUGCCAUUACUUCAAACCAACUCCACUCUCUCUCUCUCUCUCUUCUCUCUCUCUCUCUCCUCCACAUCGCCAUUCAAACCAAACCCCAUUUUUUUUUGUUUAAUCUCAAUUCCAUUAUCUAAUCUCACAGUUUCUUUAAAUAAGAUACUGGAACCCCACACAUUUUGUUGUUGAUUCGUUCAAUAGAUGACAGAGGUGCUCCACUCACCGCCAUCGUCAUCUUCUCCCCCUUCAAGUCCCGCACCCACCACCCACCACAAUCCCACAUUGUUCCACCACCAGACUCAGCUGUAUCCGGCGGACGGCGGCGAUGCGGGUAUUUUUGCGAUGAGUGACGCAGAGGAGGAGGAGGAGAAUGGAGUGAGAAGGGAGAGUGAUAAUAGCGACGGGAGAGAUCAGUUAUCUCUUUUGGCGAUUCUGUUCACUCUGUUUAGGAAGAGCUUUUGGGCUGUUUGCAAGACGGGUGCUGGCGAUUUCUCCGGCGGCGGCGGUGGUGGUGAUAAAUGCAGUGAGGGGGGUAUGGAGAUCAGCUGGCCUAGUGAUGUGCAGCAUGUUAAUCACGUGACUUUUGAUAGGUUUCAUGGCUUCUUGGGCUUGCCUGUUGAGUUUGAGCCUGAUGUUCCCAGGAGGGCUCCUAGUGCUAGUACCACUGUUUUUGGAGUCUCUACAGAAUCGAUGCAGAUGUGUUACGAUCACAGAGGCAAUAGUAUUCCAACUAUCCUUCUGCUUAUGCAAAGGCAUUUGUAUUCUCAAGGUGGCCUUCAGGCUGAAGGGAUUUUCAGGAUAGCUGCUGGCAAUAGCCAAGAGGAAUUUGUUAGAGACCAAUUAAACAGAGGUGUUAUUCCACAAGGAAUCGACGUACACUGUUUGGCUGGCCUGAUUAAGGCUUGGUUCAGAGAACUCCCGAAUGGAGUUCUUGAUUCUCUCUCGCCCGAGCAGGUGAUGCAAUGCCAGUCAGAAGAGGACAGCACUGCACUCGUAAGGCUUCUACCCCCAACCGAAUCUGCACUGUUGGAUUGGGCAAUCAAUCUAAUGGCUGACGUUGUCCAAGAGGAACAUCUCAAUAAGAUGAACGCACGCAAUAUUGCCAUGGUCUUUGCACCUAAUAUGACACAGAUGGAUGAUCCGUUGACUGCAUUGAUGUACGCAGUGCAAGUGAUGAAUUUCCUCAAGACUCUCGUAGAGAAGGUUCUACAAGAAAGAGAAGAUUCUGUUAUCGAACCAACAACUUUACUUCCACACACGGAACCUUCUGAUGACAAUGGAAAUCAGACUUCUUCUUCGCGGUUGGACAAGGAUGAACCAAAUGAAGAGAUAAUACAGGAUUUUCUCUCGGAUGAUCCUGGUUCGGAUACUGGUUUGGAUACCGGUUCGGUUACUAGCCAAGCUGAUGAAAUCACUGAUGAGGAUUAUCCUAGUUAUUCAACUUACACGGAAGAAUCCGAUGGAAGUGGUUCUUGUAAAACUCCUUGUCGGGUCUAUAAAGAAGUUUACAGUACGAAGAAAACUGGAGUAGUAAUGAAUCAUCCGUUUAUUGAAGAGAAUGUAAGGAGCAAAACAGGGCAAUCGAGUGAUUCUAACCACACAAAAUCGGGAUUGAAGAUUAAAGAUAUUGAUAGCCAGAAGAGUGCCGAUUUAGCUGUUGUGAAGAUUGAUAACAAGAACAAGGGAGCUGCUAGCAACUUGAGCCGUGUAAAUUCAAUGACAGAACGGUUUGAAACUUGGUGGUGAACAAAAGGUCCAUUACCGAUUUUUUUUUUUAAUUUUUUUUUUAACAUUUAAUAACUGAUUUUGUUGUGUAUUUAACGCCCCGUUUGAUCAUGUAUGGAGUGAAACUAGUUACUAAUCGUGUGUGAAGGUUGCUUCUUUUAAUCGUGGUAGGUUCGAUGAAUGUAGUGUUGUGAGAGAAAAACUCGGUUCGUUGAAUGCUAAGAUGUGGUUUGCGUAAGUACGAUUUUUAUCCUUCAUUACGUCUAUGAAAUAUAUGAAUUCUAUGA
Molecule: messenger RNA, 2111 nt
Organism: Erythranthe guttata (spotted monkey flower)
Lineage: Eukaryota; Viridiplantae; Streptophyta; Magnoliopsida; Lamiales; Phrymaceae
Product: rho GTPase-activating protein 1
Biological process (GO): signal transduction
Molecular function (GO): GTPase activator activity
Source: RefSeq, a predicted model, not a curated record